AUGUCAGCCGAAGACGCAUUCACGUUCUUGCCGCAGGGCGCCAUCAUUCAGGAGUUUCGCGUUGCGGGGCACAACAUUGUCCAAGGUUUCCCUACCGCGGAGCCUUACAAGACCAAGAAUUCGGCCUACUUUGGUGAGACCAUCGGACGUGUCGCAAACCGUAUCAAGAAUGCCGAAAUUCAAAGCUUGAAUGGAAAAUCCUACAAGCUCACAGCAAACAAUGGACCCAACGCCCUUCACGGAGGCCCCGCUGGCUGGGGCAAGAGAAUCUUUGAUGGACCUACCCCUGUCAACAGAAAUGGAACAGAAGCCGUUCAAUUCAAGUAUCUGAGCAAGGACGGCGAGGAAGGCUAUCCUGGAACAGUGGAACUUCGCGUCUGGUAUAUUGCAAGCAAAAAGAACGAUGGCGGUGUGGACAAGACCCAACUCGAGAUCGAGUACGAGGUCGAACUCGUCGGCGAUGAGGUCGAAGAGACGUUAGUUUCGGUUACCAACCACAGCUACUUCAACAUUUCCGGAAAGGACACGAUCGAGGGCACUGAAGCUACUCUGAUGACCGAUCAGUUCAUGGUCGUGGACGAUACAGACAUCCCAACUGGCGAGAUCAAAGCUUUCCCUGGUGUUGAAGCCGAGAAGUCCUUCACACUCGGUGCUGUCGACCCUGAUAUCGACCACUGUUUCGUCAUCAACACUGAUGCUUCAAGCAUCCCCCUUGACACAAGAUCGGGUCCUCUACGCAAGCUGUGUGCCUUCUUCCACCCCACCACAAAGCUUCAUUUUGAGGCACUCAGCACCGAACCUGCCUUCCAGUUCUACACUGGCAAGUACAUAGACAUCCCGGCUGUCGACGGCGCACCUGCACGCGGUGCUCGUGCCGGUUUCUGCGUUGAGCCCAGCCGUUACAUUGAUGCUGGAAAUAACGACAAGUGGAAGAAGAUGGUCCUCCUGAAGAAGGGUCAAACCUACGGAAGCAAGAUCAUCUAUCGUGGAUGGAAGGAGUGA
Messenger RNA from Aureobasidium melanogenum CBS 110374, 1002 nucleotides. RefSeq names its product aldose 1-epimerase. Gene Ontology annotation, biological process: glucose metabolic process; beta-D-galactose catabolic process via UDP-galactose, Leloir pathway. Lineage: Eukaryota; Fungi; Ascomycota; Dothideomycetes; Dothideales; Saccotheciaceae. The transcript has 2 exons. The coding region runs from base 1 to 1002 and encodes 333 amino acids. Gene Ontology annotation, molecular function: aldose 1-epimerase activity; carbohydrate binding. The record is from RefSeq and is a predicted model, not a curated record.